AUGGGUGACGAGGUACCUAAGACUGAUAAGCUAGCUACAGAGGCUAUUAAGGAGGAAACCGCUAUAGAGGGCCUAGAUAAUAUUGUUUUAGAGGUUUCUAAUAAUAAUAAUGAUGAGGCACUCCUAAAGGAGAUCGCUAAAGCUGAUAAUAUAACCAUAGAGAAGAUAGCCGUGGAUCUUGUUAGGGAUAUUGCGAAAGGGGCCGCUAGGGUAUGGACUAAUGAUGCUAGGGAAGGAUCCUCCGCUGGGGCUACUCUCGCGGCUAAGAAGAAGUUUUUGAAGGAGAUAAGCGAGGCUGAUGAAGAUACUAUGAGGACGCUUAUAGCCGCUACCGUUAAGAAGCUCUUAGAAGUGGCUAAGAAGGCUGCGAAAAUAGGUGUUAAUACUAGUAAGGGUCCGAAAGGGAAAGCUAGACCUAAAGAUCUUUCUAACCCUACUGGACCCGAAGGCUCUGGUUCUGGUUCUGUAUCCGAGGAGGUUAAGGAGGUUGAGGCCCAGGAAAAGGAGAAGGAGCGUGCCGCUUAUAAGAAUAAAGAUCGCGCCGCGAAGGCUAAGUCUGAUAAGAAGGGUAAGGGCAAAGCUAAGGCCGUUAUAGAUCCAUCUAGAUCUAAUUCUGAUGAUUCCGCUUAG
This is a messenger RNA of Penicillium pulvis, 630 nucleotides long. RefSeq lists its product as uncharacterized. Lineage: Eukaryota; Fungi; Ascomycota; Eurotiomycetes; Eurotiales; Aspergillaceae. The transcript has 4 exons. Bases 1 to 630 code for a protein of 209 amino acids. The record is from RefSeq and is a predicted model, not a curated record.